Molecule: messenger RNA, 1056 nt
Organism: Branchiostoma floridae (Florida lancelet)
Lineage: Eukaryota; Metazoa; Chordata; Leptocardii; Amphioxiformes; Branchiostomatidae
Product: meckelin-like
Exons: 10
Coding region: 1-1056 (351 amino acids)
Biological process (GO): cilium assembly
Cellular component (GO): MKS complex; ciliary transition zone
Source: RefSeq, a predicted model, not a curated record
AUGGCGCCGAGAACAAAAAUAUUAUCGUUGCUUCUCUUGCUGAAUUUCUACGUCGCCGCAGCCCAGUUUUUCAUCAACUACGCGGCAACCGAUUCCUGCCAGAGGCCCACGGAGUACUAUAAUUUCGCUAACCUCCGCUGUGACACUUGUACGGGCGCCGACUCCCAGACAAGUACCGGCGGUUUUUCCUGUGCUUGCCAGUCUGGGUUUGAGUUGACUGCAGACAUCGGCAGCUCCCAGGUCACCUGUGCAGCAUGUGCUGCUCCUACUCCUGUGACGUCGGCGGAUGGCUGGGCAUGUGUGUCGUGUGGCACAGGGACAUCGCUGGACCCGGUUACUGGCAGGUGUACCCCCUGUCCUGCUGGGCAGAUUGCAGUUGAGCGCACAACAAACGGGACCCAGACCAGCCAGCAUGACUGUGUGGCUUGUGAGGGGGAUACUGUGCCAAAUGCUGCAGGAGACAGAUGUGUCCGCUGCCAUCAAAGCUUUAUUGAUGUCAGUGGAAGCUGUACCUGUCCUGAUCCUAACCAAGUGCAUGGUGGAAUCUGCUUUACAGAUGCACAGAUUGGUGUGAGUCAGAACCUGGACUUCACUUGGGACAGUGACACCAAACUAUCCUACUACAUUGAGGAAUACCUUUUGGCAGCUUCUCUGGGCUGUACGCCUGCCACUGGCGCCACGGACGCCCAGCGUAACCUGACGGCCUGUCAGUUGCUAGGCAACCUGUGCGUGCUCCGCCUCUACAACCGGCAGAACGAUGGAACCAACCAGGAGGACGGGUGUACCCUGCUGCAGGCCCUGAGUGAUGACAACAAUGACAAUGUUGGCACUGUACAGGACUGGAAAGUUGCCAUGCCAUGGCUGUAUUAUAACCACCUGCUGAACGACGUGUCAGAGAUACUGUCUGACACGGAAAUCACCACCAAGUUCACCUUCACUGCUGCAUCACAGUCGUCCAAGCUGGACCUUGUAGUGGCAGCCUACAGUCUGAACGGGGAUUUCUUAGGAAUCCAGGAUGUCACGGGCGGCCUGUUACAGGUGGGACAGUGGUUAUAG